AUGUUCGACAAGCUUAGAGAUGAUUCAAAGGAUGAGAAGGACUCGCUUGGUCUCGACACAACGAUGGCAUACCUGCAAGACUUGGGCGUCAACCUCGAAAAUGCUGAGCUUCUUGUCGUUAUGGAGCUUCUCCAAGCACCUUCUGUCGGCGAAAUCACGAGAAAAGGCUAUGUUGAUGGCUGGAAGGCGACUGGUGCUGCGACGCGUCAAGCGCACGUUGCUCACAUCAAGUCGUUGGUGAGCAGUCUGUCAACCGACCUGGCGUACUUCAGAAAGGUGUAUCGCCACACCUUUGUCGCCAGCAAGGAGCCCAACCAGAAGGCUCUCAACCUCGAGAUUGCCAUUGUCUACUGGAACGUUCUGUUCUCACCCCCUGGCUGGCUGUGGAAGACCAAGAACCAUGACUGGUUGCAGCUGUGGUUGAAGUUCCUCGAGGAGAAGUGGACAAGGUCUGUCAAUCGCGACAUGUGGAACCAGAUCCUCGAGUUUGCGACCAAGACGAUGGCGGACGAGACAUUGUCGUUCUGGAGCGAAGAUGGCGCGUGGCCAAGUGUGAUUGACGACUUCGUGGCUUGGUGCAAGGAAAAAGGAGUUGGCAAGGCCGAGACGAUGGAUUUGGAUGCGUAA
Molecule: messenger RNA, 627 nt
Organism: Colletotrichum navitas
Lineage: Eukaryota; Fungi; Ascomycota; Sordariomycetes; Glomerellales; Glomerellaceae
Product: Cullin binding-domain-containing protein
Exons: 3
Coding region: 1-627 (208 amino acids)
Biological process (GO): protein neddylation
Cellular component (GO): ubiquitin ligase complex
Molecular function (GO): cullin family protein binding; ubiquitin-like protein binding; ubiquitin conjugating enzyme binding
Source: RefSeq, a predicted model, not a curated record